Molecule: messenger RNA, 585 nt
Organism: Penicillium lagena
Lineage: Eukaryota; Fungi; Ascomycota; Eurotiomycetes; Eurotiales; Aspergillaceae
Product: putative IgE binding protein
Exons: 2
Coding region: 1-585 (194 amino acids)
Source: RefSeq, a predicted model, not a curated record
AUGAAGUUCAUCCUGUCCACCCUCGCCCUGCCCUUGCUGGUGGCCGCCGCGCCGACUCCGAAGGAAGAUGCGACAACCAACCCGCCCUUCACCGUCAUGUCCCUUCGCUCGGGAUCUCCCAUCCACUUCCUCACCAUGACCGCCUCCGACGAGCACUUCUGGCUCGGCGGCACGACGGCAUCCUACUGCCCUUCGGAGGAGGGGAUCGUCUGCCCUCCGGGCAAGGACACUGUCUUUGCUGAGAAUGGCAAUUCGAUGGACGUCGAGGUCCCCGGCGGCCAGCAAGUCUACGUUGGCCCCGCCGGUGCGCUGAGAUACACCAUCGCGCACUCGGCCUCCAUGCCCGAGGGCUCCACCGUUGGAGGCAUGCACUACGAUGCUGAAAAGCCGUAUUCCUACUUGACCUUCAAGGGCCGGGGCGCCACAGGAUUGAUGGCCUGCCCGACCAAGGACCACAAGCAUUGGCAGGUGUUUGCGGCCCUCGAGGACGCCACGGUGCCGACUGGCAAUGUGAACGACUGCCUGGGUUUCGACGCAAUGGCCGUGACCUACAAGGGCAAGGUCCCGGCCUGGCAGUACAUGUAA